Odontomachus brunneus is the source of this 3207-nucleotide messenger RNA. Its product is annotated as integrator complex subunit 13-like. Gene Ontology annotation, cellular component: integrator complex. Lineage: Eukaryota; Metazoa; Arthropoda; Insecta; Hymenoptera; Formicidae. Gene Ontology annotation, biological process: regulation of mitotic cell cycle; centrosome localization. Bases 703 to 2673 code for a protein of 656 amino acids. The transcript has 9 exons. The record is from RefSeq and is a predicted model, not a curated record.
UUUCACAUGUAUGUUAAGUUUAUACAUACAUAUUUUAUUUAUACUGCAAAUGGUUCUGCACUUUAUCAAACGUGAUAAAACAGCGCCUAUAUAUUCCAUCUCUCUCUUUCUUCCGGUUUUACCAUCGAAAUCUGACUUCGUGUUUUGAUUUUUUGACAUUUAUCUCUCGGGGACACACGUAAUGUUGAUUACAUAGCAAAGCAUUGUGAGAAUAGGAAAAGUGGGGGUAACUGGCAGUUCAUACUUAAGCCAGCAGCACGUGGUGCUUGUUUUUAUGUUGGAUUGCUUGCUAGGUGGAAAUACUCUGUUUUGAUAUGAGACUGGCCAAUGGAAUUCCGAUAUCAUAAACAAUAAGAAGAAGAAUAUUUGAUAUGUUAUAUAUUAUUGGAACAAGAUAAAAAUAACUAAUUUUAUAUAACGUGAGCAUUUUAUAUAAUAAUAAUAUAAUUAAUAUAUAUAUAAUAAAAUUGAAUUUAACAAAAUUCACUGCUACGUAUGUUACGAUUCGCGAUCGCUUUUGAUCUCACCUUAAAAUGUUUGCAACUUGUAUAAAAAGUGUACUUGUAGUAUAUAAAAAGUAUACUUGUAGUAUAAAAAGUGAAAUAUUUAUAUUUGUUUGCUCUGUGAAAGUGUAAUUUAUUUAAUAUAAACUAAUAAUAAUAGUGUAGCAGUAGUAAUAAUAAUAACGAUAAAACACACGAAAUGUAUCCCGCGAAUCACAAGACCGUAUUCGUACUGGAUCAUACUCCUUACUUCGGAAUCUCUAGCGAAUGUCCGUUGGAGUUUGACUUUUUAAAAAGCAGAGGUCAAAAUUUGACUCCGUUAGCACCGAUUUGUAAAUCGCUAUGGACUACCAGCGUUGAAGCUUCAUUGGAGUAUUGUCGUAUUGUAUGGGAUCUGUUUCCUACAGGCAAAUUGAUUAGAUUUGUGGCAACAAACCAUGCUGUUUAUAUAUUGAACUCAUGGAGCCUGUCACAACAGAACUUACAACAUAUAAGGAAUGCUACCGCAAUCUUAGGAGUGCCAACAAAGACACCAGAACCUGGAAAAAACUAUUCAAUAGUAUAUGGCUUACAUGUGGCAAUUAGUAUUCUAAAUGAAUGUUCUCAUAUACAGCAUGAGAAAAGAACAUUUUUAAAUAAGAACACUACUAAUCUAGUGAACAGAGGCAGAAUUAUAUGUAUCACUAGUAUACGUGACGAUAGUAAUAUGAAGAGCUUGGAGAACAUAUUCCUAAAUAAAUUAACACAGAAGAAUAAGACUGCAUUAGCUUUAAAUCAUUUACCCAUUGAUUACUGUCACCUAGUUAUAUUAAAUAUAUUUCCCAACAAUAUUGAGCCACAAAUCACUAGCCAAGGUCCACGAGAGAUCUCACCAUUGCUAACAGUAGAAGUGCAUUCAAUCAAAGCUUCAGCGCUCUACUUCAAGUUAUUGCAUCUUAUUCUAUCACAUUAUAACCUUGCCAGUACUACAGUAACUGGUAUACCCAUGAAAGAAGAACAAAAUGCCAGCUCAUCCACCAACUAUGACAUUGAAAUAUUCCAUUCUUCCGCUGCACACGCUGUGAUAUUAACAAAUCCGCAAGAUUCGUUGAUAAACACUUUUAGAUGUUUCAACGAAGGCUCAGAAGACUACGAGACUGUGACGCUCAAGUGGUGCUGCACACCGCGCGAUUGUAGGAUAUCAGAGAUGCAGAAUUUCACAGCGAUGUAUCGGAUUACACCUGUGGACGUCAAUAGCAGGCCGUCUUCGUGUUUAAUUAAUUUUCUUCUAAAUGAUAGAUUAGUGAUGCUUGAAAUGACCAAGAAGACUGGUGAGAAGACCAUAUCUCAUUUGUUAGCAGCACACGGUGGCGAAAUCUUCAUUCAUACUCUGUCCACUGCUAAGAGUGUACUUGAAGAUCCACCUUUCAUAAAAGAGGGUUGCGGUGGCCGUGUGACUAAUUAUAGAAUAACCGAUUUCGGCAAUUUCAUGCGAAGCAACAUGCUAGUACCACUUUCCACUGAAAAUAUGAAUGGUCCGGUGGAAAAGAUGAGAUCUAGACUAGAACGCUACACCAAAUAUUGGCCCAUUACUAUUUCCAGCACCAUCAUGUUAAACAUAAAGCAGCAAUGCAUAGAUCCUCUACUGGAGUUUAUGGUGAAGGAGAAGCUCACUGCGGAAGAGGUGCUGCAGUGUAAGCAAGUUUUAUUUAGUUUGCUACAAUCGGAAGCGAAGCAUGAGUCAUUACCUUUGUCGAACAUUGGUCGUGAUGGAAAGGGCAUAAAAAGAGAAGAACAGUAUCGCCUAUUAUGGGAAGAGAUGGAAAUUUUCUUGAAAUAUCACGCGAAUAAUUCGGCCGCACAUAUGGAAAUACUCGAAUGUCUACUAGAUAUUAGAAGUAAAGUUAAAAAUAAAAUGGAGUUGGACCAAAUCUUGCGAGAACUCGACAGUUUUGGAAAAGAAGAUGGAGUCGCAGGGCGAGUAAAUGUAAUCAGAGCGACGACGGACUCGCCGCCGGCGAGCACGAUGCUAUCGCGCAAAAGCAAGAGCUUAUUGGACAUCUGGAUGGAACGUAGCGCGUCGAAGAACCCAAGGAUGGAACUCAACGGCAGACUCAACAGCGACGGUCUCAAAACAGAGUUGUAUCGUAAUUUGAAAAAAACCGGCAAAGAACCCAUUUUGGAGUGUUAAUUCCCCAACAGGGGGAAAUGUCUAGCUAAGUGACGAAACGAUAUAUAAUACGCAACGUACCGCAUUGUAAAUAUAAGCGAUUUUCCAUCGGUGGUACUUGCGGAUUUAUUGAACCAGGAUUGUUGAUUAAAGUCGUUGUAUAUAGAUCAACUAAUAUUUACGUUGAAACGAACAUCCCGCGAUACAACAAAUAUGUACGUUCCUACUUUUCUCACUCUAUUACGUAAAAUAUUUAUAUUUUCAAGUUUAUAAUACACUCUUUAUGACAAAAUUAUAAGUACAAAUAUUUCAUGAUGGUCUUAAUUUUGUGAUAAAGGGCAUAAAUUUGCAGGAUCAUGUAGUCUUUCAUGCUCUAUGUAGAGAAAAUUUUCAGAAUUUGACUAGAACGAAAAAUUGGAUUUAGUUUCGUUUCAAAAAUGUAAAAGAGAAAUUUGGAGAUACAAUUAUUCAAUUCGAAUCAGUAUCAAUAUAGAUCACCUCGAUGUCGAGACGAAGGCACAUCUGCGUGCAAGAAUACAUGGGACGCAAGCAGAA